Molecule: messenger RNA, 1509 nt
Organism: Cordyceps fumosorosea ARSEF 2679
Lineage: Eukaryota; Fungi; Ascomycota; Sordariomycetes; Hypocreales; Cordycipitaceae
Product: Pyridine nucleotide-disulfide oxidoreductase, FAD/NAD(P)-binding domain protein
Exons: 2
Coding region: 1-1509 (502 amino acids)
Molecular function (GO): NADH dehydrogenase activity
Source: RefSeq, a predicted model, not a curated record
AUGAAUGGCCUUGGUGGAAUCACAAGAAUACCAGCACAGCGCGCAGCAGCGGUGCUGGGCGGGACGCGAAUAGCUGUGACGACGACGCCAAGCUAUACCAAGUCUCACAGCUCUAAAACCACAACACAAGCAAGGAAACUAGAUAAAAAGGAACGAGUCGUCAUUCUAGGCUCCGGCUGGGCCGGCUACGCCCUCGCGCAGACAAUCAAGCCAUCCGCCGCCUCGCGCGUGCUCAUCUCGCCUCGCUCGCACUUUGUCUUCACGCCGCUCCUCGCCUCCACCGCCGUCGGCACGCUCGAGUUCCGCGCAACCGUCGAGCCGGUGCGCCGCCUCGGCCUUGACGAGUUUCACCAGGCGUGGGCCUCGCGCAUCAACCUCGCCCGCAAAACCAUCCUCCUCGAGGCCAACACGGGCAGCGACACGGCCGGCAGCCGGACCAGCGCGCUCAAGGCGCCCGAGAAGGGCGCCGAGUUCGAAAUCGCCUACGACAAGCUCGUCAUCGCCGUCGGCUGCUACAGCCAGACAUUCGGCACCGAGGGCGUCGCGCAGCACGCCAGCUUCCUGCGCGACGUGGGCGACGCCCGCGACAUACGCCUCAAGGUGCUGACGGCGUUUGAGAAGGCGGACCUGCCGUCGACGACGGACACGCAGCGCGCGGAGCUGCUGAGCUUUGCCGUCGUCGGCGGCGGGCCGACCGGCAUCGAGUUCGCGGCCGAGCUGCACGACCUGGUGCACGAGGACCUCGCGCGGCUGUACCCGGCGCUGGCGCCCUUCGUGCGCGUCACCGUCUACGACGUCGCGUCUAAGGUGCUCCCCAUGUUCGACCAGGCGCUCGCGGGCUACGCGAUGGACCUGUUCCGGCGGCAGGGCAUCGAGGUCCGCACGGAGACGUCCCUGCGGAGCAUCCGCCGCGACGGAGACGUCCUGCGGCUGCGGAUCAAGGGCGGCAAGGAGGAGGAGGAGGAGGAGGUCGGCGCGGGCCUGGUGGUCUGGAGCACGGGGCUGAUGCAGAACCCGCUGGUGGCCGGACUGCUGCGCCAGGAGAUCCCUGGCUACGGCCGGAUCGUCGAGGACGAGCAUACCGGCGGCAUCACCACGGACGGGCGCAUGCGGGUGCUGACGACGCAGACUGGUGACGACGGGAAGCGCGUGCCGCUGCCAGACGUGUACGCGAUCGGAGACUGCGCGGUGCAGGAGGCUCACCGGCUGCCGGCCACGGCGCAGGUGGCCAGCCAGCAGGCGACGUGGCUCGGCAAGCGCAUCAAUCGCGGCGCGACCGACAGUGAAGGGGGCGGCGAGUUCAAAUUUCGGAACUGGGGCGCGAUGGCGUAUCUCGGGAGCAAGCGCGCGAUCCAUCAGCACGGCACAGACGGGCUCAAGGGCUGGCCGGCGUGGAUACUCUGGCGGACGGCGUACCUGACAAAGAGCAUGAGCUGGAGGAACAAGCUCAAGAUUCCGGCGCAGUGGCUGAUCACGGCCCUGUUUGGACGAGACAUUUCCCGGUUCUAG